AAUUAACGCCUCCUGCUUGAAAUGGCCCAGCAACAAGCUCCAGCUGAAGAACGGGUCGUGGCGUCUUUUCCCGACCCUCCCGCCUCCCUCUACAAGCUCUACACCGACGAGAACGUGCGCUCUGGAGCAGCGCCCAAGCCGCCGCCUCCCGCGAAGGGAAAAUACUACAUGUUCGGCUGCCCGUUCGACACAGAGGAUGCCAUGAUCCGUCCAGUGGAGGAGCAGGGGUUGGAGAGGCUCUACCCUGAUAACUAUGAUCGAAAAGCAGAGCUGAAGAAACUGAACCGCUCCAUCCUCAUCUGCUUCCUGGAGCUCCUGGACAUACUCAUCAACAACCCAGCAUCACCUGCUAGAGAGCAGAAGAUCAAGGACCUGAGUGUCCUGUUCAUCAACAUGCACCAUCUGAUCAACGAGUUUAGACCUCACCAGGCGAGAGAGACACUGUGUGUCAUUAUGGAGAGACAGAGGAAACAGAGAGAGGACAUGAUCAUACAAGUCCAGAGAGCGACGGACAAAGCUCACUCCAUUCUGAAGGAGUGUGCAGAGAAUCUGGGCCAGGCAGUGGGCUCGCUGCCUCCCUCUGACCCAGCUGCCAGACAGAACACCUCCAAUCAGGAUGACUCCAUGGACACAUCUCCCUCUAAUACGGUUCCAGGAGGGUCGUCUGGAAUCAGGACCGGCAGUGGAGGAGGCGGAGCUUCGUCUCUGGUCCAUUCCCAGGACUUGGAACUGUGUAGUCUCAUAGAUCAACUCAUUGGAACGUGACAACUUCUUUUGUACAUCACCACAUUGAUAUUCAUGAGUGUAUCACAGUCAUCCGUGCCAGUGCUUAUACAUUACAUUAGACUUUGACAGUAAAGUAUAUUAUUAUGGAUAUGCUCAUUAAAUCUGGACUGUGACGGUGACAAAGAAAAGGUGAGUCAAUGUUUCUUGAGGUAGGUCUCCUGGAGGUCGGAGUGCAAGUCUUUGCCGGCCUCCAGAGGAGCAGUGAGGAGUCUGGCUGCCUCAGACUGGCCAGCACUGUCCUCCUCUCUCCACUGGAGCAGCAGGGACGCCUCCCCGCUCAGGGUCUGCCUGAGGGACUCAAAUGACGGCCGCAACGACUUCUCUGGGUUCCUGAGACAUUGACAAUCACAUCAGAAAAAACACUUGGGUUAAAAGGGAAUAUAUACUUCUUGGAACAAACAGGUUUACUAGUGUGGGACUGCUAUACAUGCGCGAGCACACACAACUCAUAAAUAGCACAGGCCACAUUAAAGAGAAAUAAGGGACGAUAAGCUGUACACAUAUAUACCAGCAGUUUAUCAUUAGAGAGUAGAUGGCUCGAGGACACCCAGGAGGCGGGGCCAGCCUGUACCCCUCAGUCACCAAGUUCAUGACCUGAGAGUUGGUGUAGCCUUCAAAAGGCUUGUGUCCGAGACUCCAUAUUUCGUACAUGAGACACCCAAAACUCCACACGUCACUGGCUGUAGAGUACUUCUUGUAGUGGAGGGCCUAACAGGGGCAGUCCAUUUGACGGGAAUUUU
Messenger RNA from Geodia barretti, 1526 nucleotides. NCBI's taxonomy places the organism in Eukaryota, Metazoa, Porifera, Demospongiae, Tetractinellida, Geodiidae. The record is from the annotation of a GenBank genome assembly.